Ziziphus jujuba (common jujube) is the source of this 694-nucleotide messenger RNA. RefSeq lists its product as uncharacterized. The coding region runs from base 65 to 532 and encodes 155 amino acids. Lineage: Eukaryota; Viridiplantae; Streptophyta; Magnoliopsida; Rosales; Rhamnaceae. The record is from RefSeq and is a predicted model, not a curated record. The transcript is spliced from 2 exons.
GGAAGACAUAGUAAUUAGACAGUGACAGACAAAAAUACAGUGAUCAGCAAGUGGAAUUGAAACAAUGAAAGCUAUCAAAAAGACUUUGCCUCACUACUAUUCCCCACCUCCCAUCAAAUUCUCCAGGAUUUGCUUCUCUUCAGCCUAUGAACGUGCAGAGGGAAGCAAUGCAGUAGGAGUAGCAAGAGAGGGUAAGAAUGGAGGUGGCACAUCGGGGUUGUCUUACACACCCAAGGAGACCGUGAAAGAAGGCCUAUACGAAGCCAAACAACAAGGAUUAGACAUGACAAACGAUGCAGCAGCAAGAGAUGGACCAACCAAACCAGCAGAGAUGGCAGACAAUGUGAAAGAAACCGCUAAGAAGACCAUGGAUGGUGCUUGGAAAGCAGCCAGAGAUACCACCAAAAACAUCAAAGAAGCAAUUAUUGGAGAAAGUGAUGAGAAUGAAGGCCCUAACAAAGGGAAUGUACAAGAUUCUGGUGUUGAGGAUUUGAGAAGGCGUGCUGGAGGAUAUGAUCUUGGUGAUCAUUGAAUUCAGGGACUUUGAUCAUAUGCUAAUUCUUUAGCCUUGCUUAUUAGUUUAUGUGUUUUGUUUGUUUUUAAUUUCAAGUUAUCCGUUUGCCGGUUUCUUCUUUUUUGUGUACUAAUUUAGCUCAUGAAUUUAUAAUGUAUACUUUGGAAAACUCUUUUAAUU